Messenger RNA from Branchiostoma belcheri (Belcher's lancelet), 4295 nucleotides. RefSeq names its product M-phase phosphoprotein 8-like. Lineage: Eukaryota; Metazoa; Chordata; Leptocardii; Amphioxiformes; Branchiostomatidae. Gene Ontology annotation, molecular function: protein binding. The record is from RefSeq and is a predicted model, not a curated record. Bases 1 to 4089 code for a protein of 1362 amino acids. The transcript has 17 exons. Gene Ontology annotation, cellular component: cytoplasm; nucleus.
AUGGCGUCGGAAUCUGAAGGAAGCGCGGAAGAAGGAGGGAACGUCUCCGGCCAAGAAACUGACGAAGACGACGGGCUAGAUCCUUCUAUCUUCGAGGAGGAAGAUGUGUUUGAAGUGGAGAAGAUUGUGGGCAUCACCACCUACCAGGGCCAGACAUUAUACCGUGUCCGAUGGAAGGGCUUUGGGUCCAGCGAGGACACUUGGGAACCCAAGGAGAAUCUGCUAUCCUGCGAAGAUCUGGUGGACGAUUUCGUGGCCCAGCGGGAGACCAAGCGCGGCAGGAAGCAGGGACCAGGCAGGAAGAGGCAGAAACUGGAGGACUCCAGUGUGGAGGGUUCCACCAGUCUGACAGACAUGUCCACUGAUGAGGAGGCUGUGAAGAGGAAAAGUGGUCGUCCCAAGAAGUCUCCUGUAGACCAACCCUCAAGCAGCCACUCCAGGGACUCCUCAAGGGAGCCUCCACAGCGCCAAGUGGAUGAACAGGUGGAAAGAGAGGAAGAAGAAGAAGAAGAACAGUCUGGAGAGAAGGAAGAGGGGAGUGAUGAUGAUGAGGAAAGCAGCAGCUCGGAAGAGGACACGGUCAAGGACACGUUCUGGAGAGACCUGGAGCAGGGCAAGAUCAGCAUGGAGCUGUUCACUGGGGACAUGUACUCUAAAGUGAAAGGUCGAAGGGCAAAGAUAGAGUCGGAGAAGAAGACACGGCAGCAGUCGAGGAGAGGGCGGUACAGAGAUGCCGACGAUGAUGAUGAUGAUGAGGAUGAUGAAGAUGAUGAUGGGGAGGAGGAGGAGGAGGAGGCUGGGGAGGACACAGAGAGGAGACCAGGCAGGAGGAGGAGCCAGGAGCCAGCUGGGCGGGGGCGCGGCAGGGGGCGGGGCAGAGGGCGUGGUCAGGAGCGAGGGAGAGGCAGAGGGAGAGGCAGGGGGAAGUCUGGUGGUCGAGGCGGUAAGACCAGAUCCUCCACCAGCUCUGAACCAGACAGGGACCAGGGCAGAGCCAGCCAACAUGGCCGCCAGCCCAGCAGGGAGAGAGAGUCACUCUUCUCCAGGGAUGUCUUCACUGAUGAGAGUGGAGAUGAGGUGGAAGACAUCAAAGAACCAGAUGACAAACACUCAGGACAAGCAGAGGUGGCCAAGAAGGAUUCACAGAACAUUCAUGAACCUGUGGCAACCCCAGAUUUGGGUGUGACGACCCCUAACAACCCAAAGGUGAGCACCUCUGGCCGUGGUAUGAUGACCCCUGACCCAGAUGCUGACCUGGAGAUGCACCUGUCAGAGAGUUCCUCAGCUGCAGAGGACUCAAAGUCUUCAGCGCAGAAGCUGCAGAACCUGGCCCAGCAAGUACAUGUACAAGGCCAGACUGUCUCCCCCUCCAGGCCCAAACAGCUGCUCAUCUCCAUCCCAUUCAACAUCCUCCCCGUCGCACGGCAGACCACAGCUGACCAGAGCAAACCCGACACUGUCAUAGAGAAGUUCACACAGAUCGUGGGUGUGCCCUGUGUGCUGAAGGGCACGGAUACAACUGGUAAUACCUCACAGCAGGGACGGGAGGGGCCUGGUCAGAUAGCCUCGCAGCAGGCACCACAGCAGCCACAACCCAGUCAGAUAGUCUGCCAGCAGCCACCACAGACCACAAGCCAGGUAGCCUUGCAGCAUGUAGCACAACAGGCCACAAGCCAGAUAGCCUUUCUCCAGGCACAGCAACACGCCAUUAGCCAAAUAGUCUUGCAGCAGGCACCACAACAGGUCCCUAGCCAUAUGGUUUUGCAGCAGAGACCACAACAGACCACUAGCCAGAUAGCCUUGCAGCAGACACCACAACUAACCACUAGCCAGAUAGCCUUGCAGCAGGCACCACAACAGGUCACUAGCCAAAUAGCCUUUCUCCAAGCACCACAACAGGUUACUAGCCAGAUAACCUUGCGGCAGGCACUACAGCAUGCACGACCCAGUCUAUUAGCCUUGCAGCAGGCACAUCAACAGACCCCUAGCCACAUAGGCUUGCAGCAGGCACCAUCUGGUCAGAUAGUCUCUCAGCAGGCCCUUCAGCAGGCACCAACUGGUCAGAUAGUCUCCCAGCAGCCACCACAUCAGGGGUCAUCCGGUCAGAUAGUCUCCCAACAGGCCCAGCAUCAGGCAUCAUCUAGUCAGAUAGUCUCCCAGCAGGCCCUUCAUCAGGCGUCAUCAAGUCAGAUAGUCUCCCUGCAGCCACCACAGCAGCCACCACACAACUCCCAAGUGCAAGGUCACAUGAUGUCAGAUGCAGAUAAGGUCAAGGGUCAGAGGGUGCCAGAGGUCAAAGACAAGCAGGCCACGCAGAGGGAACAGGAGACGUCAGCAGAAGGCAGACAGAAAGUGCACAGGGAGGGUGACAUUAUUGCAGUAGAGGAGACUGAAGCUAAAAGGUCAUCACCAUGUCUACCAAAAGAAGAUGUCAAAGUUGAAAGGUCACUGCCACAUGAUCCAAGGGAGGAUGUCAAAGUUGAAAAGUCACCAGCACAUGAUCCAGGAAAAGAGUUCAAAUCUGAAGGGUCGUUGCGGCAUGAGCAAACGGAAGAGACAAAAGUUGAAGAAGAAGGAGACAUGAUAGAAGAUGUGGUUAGUCAGAUGGAACUUCAGCUUCAGAGAGAGAUGAGCAAACAUGUCUCAGAUGUCACCGCAGGAAAGAUGGAGGACAAACCGGAGAAAAAAGAUGGAGCCAAGCCAAGGACGGAGGAGAGGGAAAGACCUGCAGAAAGUGAAGGGAAAACAGCUUUGCAAAAUGUUGAUGUUGAAAAAGAAUCUGCCAUUAAGAAAGAAGAGAAAGCUGAAAGUAAGCAGGAAGUCGCUACCAAAGAAGUCGGUUCUGCAGAUGAAAAGGAAGACAGUGGGAAAGAAGAUGAUACAAAAGUUACUGACAGCAAGAGGAGGAAGAGAAGGAAAACCCAGGAGAAGGAGAGCAGGAGGCAUGAUAGAGGGAAGAGAAGACAGAGUCAGGAAAAGCAAGAAGAGAAGCUGGAGAAGAGGCCUCCCCGCCGAGGCAGGACAGCAGCAGUGGUGGAGGAAGAUGAGGAGGAUGAAGACAGUGGCCAAAGUGAUGUUUUGCACGAGUUUGAUCUUGAUGAAGUGCCUUUUGAUGGGGAUUGGCAGACCCUGUCACAACAGAAAACUGAGGAGCUGCCAGCCAGGGACAUCACCAAUGCGGAGUUCCGUGAGGCGGUGAAGAACGGUGACCACCGUACGGUGAAGCAGGCGCUGCGCUCGGACAAGCUGUACAACCUGGAGCACGAGGACCCCAGCGGGAUGACCCCCGUCAUGUUCGCUGCCGCCGCCGGGCACGAUGAGAUCCUCAAGGCCCUGCUGCUCAACGGGGCAAAGGUCAAUGCCCGGCAGAAGCACGGGGCCACCGCGCUCAUUUAUGCCGCUGAGAGGGGCCACAGGAACACUGUAGCCUUGCUGAUAGAGUGUGGAGCAUUUGUCAACAUUCAACAGUACACAGGGGAAACUGCAUUGAUGAAGGCCUGUAAGAAGGGUUUUAAGCAGAUCGUUCGACUGCUGCUUGAGGCUGGUGCUGACCCCUACCUGACCUCCAGUACAGAGAACACGGCGCUUCAGCUGGCUAAACUGUACAACAACCCCGGCCUGCAUGAACUCAUGAGCCUACACAUCAACAGGAUUGCAAACGUAGUAGAGACGACUAUAGGCAAGUACCUGGCAAACACAGCCAAGAUCCUGACCCCGCCCCUGCUGCCCAUCCACUGUCACCCCAUCAGGGAGUCUGUGGAGUACUACCUGUCAUUCAACCAUGUCCAACAGCCAAUCAUACAAGGUGUGGGGAUGCUGUUAUUUUUGUGCCACGCCUCCUUUGCCAACAACAACAUCCAGGUGAGGCUGCAUGGGCCGUGUGCCGUCCAGACUGUCGUGCUGAACAAUAUCAUCCAGCCGGCUCUCACACAGGAAGCCAACUUCAUCAUGUCGUUCUGUCCUCGUCCUGGCAAGAACAACCUCAAGGUCAAGCUGGCCUCUGCUCCCCUGUCCAAGGCCAAGCUGCUGAUCUGUGCAUACAGAACCCAGCUGCUGCAGCCGUCAGCAACAAACUUCAAGACUGGCUGAGUGGAAGAUUGGAAGGGCUGUUGUAGUAAAGACACAGGAGGAGGCUUGUUGUAACAGAUAUAGCAGGAGAAUUGAGUUGUAGUAGUGGCUGGUACAGCAGUAGAAUGGUUGUAACAAGUACAGCAAUAGAAGAAUGUUUGUAGAAGCUGCAGGUACAGCAGUAGGCUGGUUGUACCUGGCACAAAAGGGAAAGAGUUGCUGUAGAA